AUGCAGUUAGACGAAGGAACCAUCAGCAUACACUCACCUUCACUCAGAGCAGCACUGGCGUUAACUGCAGCAGACAGACGAUGGGUGGACUUUCUCACGCAAACUAUCAACGAGACUUGGGACCCGGCGCAUCCUGAACAGCCCAAGACGCACGGCUAUGUCGGUUCAGAGGAGUUCAUUAGACUGCAGUUUGAAGAGUAUCUUUUGGCAUUGUUAGCAAGCACGAACCAUCGACAACAUGUCCAACCCACGUCACCAGGAAAAGCGGCAGAAGUAAGGAGCAAGGGACAAUCGACCGACGCGGAGGGAGACCCAACGCUGGAUUUCAACACAGAUUUCGUGACUCAUUGGCAGACCACACCAAAUUAUGCUUUAUUCAAUCAAUUAACAUCUGACGCGUUGCUGUUCUCCAUCGUCGAGCCUCGACAUCCAUAUGCAGGCGGGCUUACAAUAGACGACAUUCAGCGCCGUCUGGCUCAGCAGGUCUCCGAACUUCAUCUGGACGAGCGAGUCCGCGAGGGCCGGGAGGCACUCAACAAGACACUAGCAUCAGGCCAGAAGAAAGUGAGCAGCGCCUUCAACAGUUUCUGGGCAGAUAUCGAGGCUCUACGAGAAGCGCAACGCAAAAAGAAUGAAGAAAAAGUCGGAAUUACAGACCGUUCUUCCUCCUCCGACAGAAACGUCAGCAACGAGUCUGUGCAAUCCGCACGAAAUGAUGCCGCCUCACCUACCAACGAGAGUCAAUCUUCGAUUUCAUCGUGGUUUGGAAGUCGUCGAUCGCCAUCCGUCGAUAUCACGCAGGCACAGGCAUCGGUGAACGUAGCGAGUCAAAGAGCGGGUGCGUACAUCAGUUCAUGGGGGACAUGGGCCAGCGAGCGACGCAAGGAAUGGCAAGAUAGGAGAAGUACCACGACCACCAAUAGCACAAUAUCAUCGCCAUCAUCUUCAGAAACAACAACCCAGAAACCAUCUGGUCUUCCAAGCGUUAACGAAAAGACUGAAUUGAGCGACCAACCUAAUUGCGAUCACAACAUCAGCACCACCAAUCAAUUAAGAGACGCAUCCUCCCUCCGCGAAAGCGAAGAUUCUUCCUUCCCAUCUUCAACAACUCUAAGCCGAAGCAUGAGCCGCCGCAAACGCUGGAGCAGCGUCCUCCGCGUGAAAGAUCAUCGCCGCAGCGACUCCGACAGCGAAUCGUCCACCAGCCGGAAGACAUCAUUAGACAUCCCGGUGCGCCGUGGAUCCGCCUCUUCGACUUCGGUCUCUGGUUCGAUGGGAGCGGGUGAUGGGAUCCCAAAAUCGCCGCUGGGGCAGAGGCAGAUGAUCGUCGGAGACGACGUUGUUCCUGUUGCUGCACCGGAGAGUAUUGCAGCUGAGACGGGGGAGAAAGGGGUUGAUGUGUCGCCCAUUCCGGCUUCGGGCCCUGAAGCAGAGUAG
Messenger RNA from Talaromyces amestolkiae, 1437 nucleotides. RefSeq lists its product as uncharacterized. Gene Ontology annotation, cellular component: cytoplasm. Bases 1 to 1437 code for a protein of 478 amino acids. Lineage: Eukaryota; Fungi; Ascomycota; Eurotiomycetes; Eurotiales; Trichocomaceae. The transcript has a single exon. The record is from RefSeq and is a predicted model, not a curated record.